This is a messenger RNA of Staurois parvus, 256 nucleotides long. NCBI's taxonomy places the organism in Eukaryota, Metazoa, Chordata, Amphibia, Anura, Ranidae. The record is from the annotation of a GenBank genome assembly.
AUGCAGGGGCGGACUGACCAUUUGGAAACUUGGGCACUGCCCGAGGGCCCAGGGUCAGUAGGGGGCCCCAUGAGAUGCCCCUGGUACCUUUUUCAUAGGCUUUUUUGAGUUUGGGCAAGGACACAGGAGCCCCAUGAUCCCCUAUUGCCCGGGGGCCCUAUGAGUUGUAAGUCUGCCCCUGGUCAGAUGAGGAUUUUUUGAGUUUGGGCAAGGACACGGGCCCCAUGAUCCCCUAUUGCCCCAUGAGUUGUCAGUC